CGACUCCAUGCUACGUUACCACAUCAAUGUAUUGAUCAUCAUCAUCAUCAUCGAGUAACACCAAAACCUGCCUCUUGAUCAUAACAUCCUCCACAAUCACAUCAUCACUACAUUUGUUGAUCCUAUCUAUCUAUCAACAAUGUCUACAAACACUGAUCAUCAGCCUGCUGCAGAACUCCACACGAAACAGAAACACGAUCCACAUGAACCACAACACGCUUCCAUCCCACCCUCACCGGAAAACAAUGCCCCUCGCUCUCCCAUUCGCAGUCCUAAGGCUGUUGUUGAAUCGGAUCACAAACAACCCAUUUUUAUUGGCCUACGUAAAGACGAUGGUAGACCAACUGUCACAAUGAAAGAAUUGCUCAGUGCUUUGGAGAAUGGAUCCACCAAUAGCAAUGAUAAUUCUCCAUCCUCUGUCGUUUCUACGCCUUCUCGUAGUCAAGAAAGCAAACAAUAUAAAGAACAAAACAGCGUUAUCAUGGCCUUGAUCGAUACUAUCAUAAGUUCUGACGACGUGCGAUCAAGGCAACGAAUGCUCAAAUUUGCUGCAAAGAGGUAUGCAAGUGCUAUUGAGAGCAAUCCGGAUGAUUACGAUGCACUUUAUAAUUGGGCACUUGUUCUUCAGGAAUGUGCAGAUAAUGUUAAUUCGAGUGCUAAUUCGCAUACUAAAGAUGCAUUGCUCGAAGAGGCUUGCAAAAAGUACGAUGAGGCUACCCAAUUAAACCCUGCACUGCAUGACGCGUAUUAUAACUGGGCUAUUGCCAUAGCAGAUCGAGCCAAACUGCAUGGUCGUACAAAGGAAGCUGAAGCGUUAUGGAAGCAGGCAACAAAGAGUUACGAAAAAGCCGUUCAACUAAAUUGGAAUAGUCCUCAGGCUCUCAACAACUGGGGACUUGCUUUACAGGAACUGAGUGCAAUUGUCACUGCACGAGAAAAACAGACGAUAGUAAAAACCGCAAUCAGUAAGUUUCGUGCAGCAAUACGGUUGCAGUUUGAUUUCCAUCGAGCAAUUUACAACCUCGGCACUGUUCUGUACGGAUUAGCAGAAGACACAUCAAGAACCGGAGUGCUAGUAAUCGGAAACGAGAUUUCCUCCAAUGAAUUAUACAGUCAAUCUGCUAUCUAUGUUGCUGCUGCUCAUGCGUUGAAACCAAAUUACUCGGUUUACACUAGUGCGUUAAAGCUUGUGCGGUCUAUGCUUCCUUUACCGUAUCUAAAAGUCGGAUAUCUUACGGUGCCGCCAGUGGAAAAUCCAGUUGCUCCGCAUUGUGAUUGGAAACGGUUUAAAUUUGUUUUGAACCAUGAAGGACUCGAGCAGAUCCAUGAUGAUGAAGAAAAAACUAAUGACAGACCAGCUAUCAGAGUCGAUAUUCAGGAUAUUGUAUCGGUAAAAGUAUGCUCGGAUUUGACCUUACCACCUGGUCCUUCCAUCAUCAUCGAUACAAUUAACGGACAAAUCUUUUUGAUUGCAGAUUCAUGGGAAUACUUGGACUCAUGGCUUGAUGCUCUACGACUAGUUUACACGAUAUUUGCACGGGGUAAAACCGAUGUUCUAGCGGGCAUAAUAACCGGAUAGUUUGUUCAAGUUGAAACCACUGAUAUCAUGAAAUAUAUUGAUAUUGAGAGCAACCAAAUCUGUUACUAACACAGAAACUAUAACUGGCUAUACCAUUUCUUCUUUGAGUUC
Helianthus annuus (common sunflower) is the source of this 1690-nucleotide messenger RNA. Its product is annotated as protein HLB1. The transcript is spliced from 12 exons. Lineage: Eukaryota; Viridiplantae; Streptophyta; Magnoliopsida; Asterales; Asteraceae. Bases 140 to 1579 code for a protein of 479 amino acids. The record is from RefSeq and is a predicted model, not a curated record. Gene Ontology annotation, molecular function: protein binding.